This is a messenger RNA of Paraphaeosphaeria sporulosa, 1419 nucleotides long. RefSeq lists its product as uncharacterized. The transcript has a single exon. Lineage: Eukaryota; Fungi; Ascomycota; Dothideomycetes; Pleosporales; Didymosphaeriaceae. Gene Ontology annotation, molecular function: N-acetyltransferase activity. The record is from RefSeq and is a predicted model, not a curated record. The coding region runs from base 1 to 1419 and encodes 472 amino acids.
AUGCUUAACGGCAGGAGUACAGGCCGUUUUGAGCUCUUCUCGACAGCUCGACAUCACCUCGGCUACUUCAAAAAUGUCGCAUGUGCCGCUACCUACACGGUCGCGUCUGCAGUCAAGCACGAUGUAUUGGAAAGUCUUAUUUGGGGGGCGCUGCACAAAGUCAUUGCGCGACAUUCGAUGCUCAGCGCUAUCAUCUUGAACGAACAUAAGCAAGACUCUGAGGUCUACUUUGCGCGUCUUCCUUCGAUCGACCUGAGAACUUGCGUUGAGUUCCUCGAGCGUCAAUCCAAAGUCGCAGUCGGUGACAGAGACGAAGAGCUCGAGCUACUUCUACAAGACCAGCACAGAAUCAACUUUAGAGAGGACAUUGGUUCAAAGCCGUUCUGGCGUCUCGUGAUACUACACCACCCAGAAGACCAAUCGACUUUCACGGCUGUCUGGUUCUUCCACCAUGCUCUCGGCGACGGAGGAUGCGGCCCAAUUUUCCACCGCACUCUCCUCUCGGCCCUAGACAUGUCAAACCCAACAGAUGCAGUGAAUCCCAUUGUCAAAAUUCCCACGACUGCAAUCCUUCCCAAGUUUGAAGACCUCCAUCCACACCCGAUAUCCUGGGCCUUCUUCUUGCGCGCAAUCCUGGGAUCAAUCCUCCCAUCCAUCUUCGCGCCUCGCGCGCCGAAACUUUGGACUGGUCCACCCGUCAUCGCACCUACUCCGCUCCCCGGCACGAGGGUCCAACUGCUACCGAUCUCCGCACCGACUACAACAAAUCUCCUGAAACUUAGCAGAGAGAACGGAACCACUCUCCAGGCCACCCUCGAAUGCUGCAUCGCGACCGCUCUCUUCUCCGUUCUCCCGGCAGAAGCAUACGACAAGGUCAACGCCUCUGGGCCCAUCAGCAUGCGCUCCCUGAUUCGACACGAAGGUCAACCCGUCGGAGACGACGAAUUCAUCCUCGCGCUCGCAGAGUACACGCACAUGCACGAUCGCACAUCGCACCCAUUAUCCAGCGAAAAGUUUCCCUGGGAAGAAGCACGUGCCGUUCGCUCGACCAUACAGACCGAAGUCUCGAAGCAGGGCGCGGACAACGUCGUUUCGCUGCUGCGCUAUGUGUCCGACAUCCACAAAUACUUCACUGAGAAGGUCGGCCAAGAGAGGGCCGUAUCGUUCGAGCUAUCGAACCUUGGGUUGAUAAAGGCAGGCACGGGAGCUGGAGACGGAUGGACGCUGGGUCGAUGUGUCUUUAGCCAGAGUCCGCAUAUCACGGGGCCGCCAAUUGUGUGUUCGGCCGUCACAGGUGGCGAUGGGUGCUGCGUAUUGACAUUCGGAUGGUUGGACGGAGUGGUGGAUGAUGAAAUGGCGAGGGCGGUUGUGGAGAGUGUUGAGAAGCUGAUACAGGGUCUGGUAGGCGGGGGAAGUUGA